This is a messenger RNA of Acytostelium subglobosum LB1, 390 nucleotides long. RefSeq lists its product as hypothetical. NCBI's taxonomy places the organism in Eukaryota, Evosea, Eumycetozoa, Acytosteliales, Acytosteliaceae. The transcript has a single exon. Bases 1 to 390 code for a protein of 129 amino acids. The record is from RefSeq and is a predicted model, not a curated record.
AUGAUCCUGUGCAACUUAUUGGAUGACAGCUCCACGACAAGGUUCUCACCAGCUGGAGCAGGAUAUGGCAACUACGAUUCCAACAGCCAGACAUACUUCAUGGUCAUCCAAGGAAUCCAUGAAGAAGAGUCAGAGAUCGCUGUGAUCUCAUAUCACAUCCCAAGCAACACGACCAAGGAGUUCCACUUUGACUUGCCGAUCCUCAGCAAUGGCACUUACUCCAUUACUUAUGGAACGUAUUACAACUCCAAGUUCUACAUGCAGUUCGCCCCAUACUCAAUCGACAUCUCCACGUUGAUCUACCAGAUCGAUAUGAUCAAGAAUGAGACACAGUUGCUGUUUGCUGUGCCACACGACCCAGGUACAGAAGACACCAACACCUUCUAUUGA